This is a messenger RNA of Molossus molossus (Pallas's mastiff bat), 2524 nucleotides long. RefSeq names its product ring finger protein 180 (gene RNF180). Gene Ontology annotation, molecular function: ubiquitin protein ligase activity; metal ion binding; ubiquitin conjugating enzyme binding. The coding region runs from base 1 to 1767 and encodes 588 amino acids. The transcript is spliced from 7 exons. NCBI's taxonomy places the organism in Eukaryota, Metazoa, Chordata, Mammalia, Chiroptera, Molossidae. Gene Ontology annotation, biological process: protein polyubiquitination; positive regulation of proteasomal ubiquitin-dependent protein catabolic process; serotonin metabolic process. Gene Ontology annotation, cellular component: endoplasmic reticulum membrane. The record is from RefSeq and is a predicted model, not a curated record.
AUGAAAAGAAGUCAAGAAGUGAUAACUAAAAACCAUAAUCAAGAAGAAAUAAAUGUUCUUCGGUGUUGGAAAUGUAGAAAAUGUAUAGCAAGUUCUGGUUGUUUCAUGAAGUAUCUCGAGAAUCAAGUAAUUAAGGAUAGAUAUGAUUCAGCUGAUGAUAAAAAUACUUGUCAUGUGUGGCACAUGAACACAGAAGCCCUUCCAGAAUGGAUAAGCCACGUAAUACAAAAAGCCCAGUGGACAGUUGGAAAAUUGAACUGCCCCUUUUGUGGGGCCCGUUUAGGGGGCUUUAAUUUUGUCAGCGCUCCAAAAUGUUCCUGUGGCCAGCGUACAGCUGUACAUCUCUCCAAGAGCCGGGCCGAUUAUCAGCCAGCACAGGCAGGCCGACUGACGAGACCGUCGCUGAGAUCCGUGUCACAUGCCAGAGUGCAGUCAGGUUGUGAUGCGGAAACUCUGCUGACAGGUGGCGCCUUCAAAACCAGAAAUCACAGGCUUUUAAACAUGGCUCAAAACGAUAACGGUCCCGGAAGACUGACAGAGGCACUCUGCCUGGAGGUCCGGUCUCAGAAGGAAAAACUGCUCUGCAAAGCAGGCGAUUCGAAAUACCAGCUUUUUGUUCCCCAGCCUGUGCCGGGCAGGUCCCGCAGAAGGGCUUCCCACAGGAAAUCCCACAGCUGGGAUCUGAACACCCGUGAGGAGCUGACUUUGGUGCCCACACCAUACGAAAUACACAGUGAGACCACGGCCUGCCCCAGACCAAGUGAGACACAGCCUCGCGGCCUUGCGAAUUUGCCUCUAGAAGCUGAUACAAAUAGGUGUUCCUUUCAGAUGUCAUCAAGUUUUGAUGCUGACAUGCGGCUGCAAAGAUUUUCAGUGGGUCCCCGUGAGAACCAGGCACAGAGAGGAGGAGGACUCCGGUGUGGUCUAGAAGCUUCCGCAGUGUACUCUGACCACGCUAAUUCCGACAGCCUGGCGUUGCUGGUGGACCUGCCGCCAGCUGGCCGCAGUGCGCCCGAGGCCCCGGGCCGGGAAGGCCGGCCCUCUCCCCUGGGCCUCCUGCGCUCCGGCGGCUGUUCAUUGGGUGCCGUUAAUCAGAGGCUCAGCAAGAGAGAAAGGAGCAAGUUGAAGAAUCUGAGAAGAAAACAACAAAGGCACGAAAGAUGGUUGCAGAAGCAGGGUAAAUACCCAGGAGUGGGAUUGCUGAAUCAUAUGACUUUGACUAAUGACAUGAAUACAGAUGAUGAAAAUGAAUAUGUAGAAGAAAAGGAAAGCUACAUCUGUGCAGUGUGUCUGGAUGUUUAUUUCAACCCGUACAUGUGUUACCCUUGCCACCACAUCUUCUGUGAGCCCUGCUUACGGACUCUUGCCAAAGACAAUCCUGCAAGCACUCCCUGCCCACUGUGUCGAACGAUUAUUUCCAGAGUCUUUUUCCAGACAGAACUCAACAAUGCCACAAAAACAUUCUUCACUAAAGAAUAUUUGAAGAUAAAGCAAAGCUUUCAGAAAUCCAGCUCUGCAAAAUGGCCCCUACCAAGCUGCAGAAGAAAAGCAUUCCAUCUUUUUGGAGGUUUCCACAGACGCGCAGCUCCGGUCACAAGGAGGCAGUUCCCACACGGCGCACACAGGAUGGACUACCUGCACUUUGAGGAUGAUAGCCGUGGCUGGUGGUUUGACAUGGACAUGGUGAUCAUCUAUAUUUAUUCAGUGAACUGGAUCAUCGGAUUCAUUGUUUUCUGCUUUCUCUGCUAUUUUUUCUUUCCGUUUUAGGAAUUUUCACACCUUACUACAGUUGAACAAUCACAGAUGAUGUAGAUAACAGUUACUUAAACAAAUUUUUUAAAUGUGCUUUGAAAUUUUUAUAAUGUAUUCUAUAAAAUGUGGGUGUUUAUAGAAAGUCUGAGCAUAAAUAACUUAUUAAUGUUUUUUAUGUAACAAACUAAACUAUCUAACGCUUAGCAAGAAUGCACUAUUAAUUUCAUAGUUCUUCAUUUAGGAUUUGUGGGCUCUAAUUUUACAGUGUCAUUUUUAUACUUAUCUUCAUUGUAAAAACUGAGAUUUUCCUCCACUUAAAAAUAGUAAAAAUACAAAAUGAAAUGAUAAAUAUGGAUAGAUAUCAGAAAAAAAUAUUUAGUCACCACUUACGCUCAGGCAAAUUAUAUGCAUUAAAGAUAAACCAUAUUCUCGGGAACUAACCUAACAGGCUAAAUUCCAUUUCCAGUCAUCCCUAAUUAUGUCCCUUUCUAUUACAAAGAAACUGUCCUUUUUUUACAGACCUAAUAGUAGCUUUAGUGCAACAUUUUUAAUUAUUACAAGAACAGAAUGGUAAAUAUUUAAAGAGACUAAACCUCACCAAUAGAAACUGAGAAAUAUAUUAACACUUUUUGAAUUAUUACAGGAUUACUCACCCGAAGAUAUAAAAAAUAUACAUACUGAUUUUCAGUAGUCUAAAACAGCAAUGCAUGUCAAAAUGUAAUUAAUGAUUAAUUUAACUAUAAGGUUGUCAAAUAUAGAGUAACUGUGCAAU